UAAAAAUCAUACUGACAAUUCAAUUCAAUUUCUUCGUCUUCUUUUUAGGCAACUUCAAUUCCUUCGUAACUAUACAACUACGUAAAUUAUAAUAAAAUAUAUUCUUUUUUAUUUUAUAUAUACAGCUUCAUGUUUGCUGAGUUCACAAGAAAAUCUAUCUCUUGUUAUCAGUCUCUUCUCUAUUGGAACAUGUGUUAAGCUCCAAACACAGUUUCUAAGAAACCAAAACCCAAAAAUCUGGAGAUCAAUCCAUCAGCUGAUGCUCAGCUACUUUUACCUUCCAUGAAACAAUUAUUUUUCUUGGAUUUCUUGUCUUAAAGGUUUUUUGAGGAUGGGUGGUGAAAAGUUUGGAUUUUUUACAUGGGUUUCAUCGAUUUCUUGCUUAAUCUGCCUCUGCCAUGGAUACGUACCUGUGAACAAUUACCUCAUCAACUGUGGAUCGCCCACCAAUGUCACUGUAACUGGUCGAGUAUUCAUCUCUGAUAAGCUUACCUCAAACCUCCUUAAAUCUCCCAGUGAAAUCCUCGCCGCGAGCAAUCGCAAUUCGGUUUCAGAUAUUUACCAGACGGCGAGAAUCUUCACCGGAAUCUCCAAGUACACAUUCUCCGUCGCUCGAGGCCGACACUGGAUUCGUCUCCAUUUCAGUCCAUUUCAAUACCUAAACUUCGAAAUGGGGUCAGCCAAAUUCUCAGUUUCUUCGCAGACACAUGUUCUCUUGAGUGACUUCACUACGAAGUCAAGAGUUAUGAAGGAAUACUCUCUAAAUGUAGCCACGGAUAUUCUCGAGCUCACGUUUACUCCCUCGGGCAAUUCGUUUGCCUUUGUGAACGCCCUCGAGGUUGUAUCGGUUCCUGAUACAUUGCUCAAUGGUGAUCCUUCACUCGCAGGUCGUCCCGGGAGGUUUCAAGGAUUGUCAUUGCAAGCUCUUGAGACGGUUCAUAGAGUCAACAUGGGCGGUCCGCGUGUUACGCCUUCUAACGAUACUCUUUCGAGAAUUUGGGAGCCCGAUUCGGAGUUUCUAGUCGAGAAGAAUCUAGUUAAGAGUGUGUCUAAGAUUGCAAGUGUUGAUUAUGUUCCCGGUUUUGCUACAGAGGAUACUGCUCCAAGAACUGUUUAUGGUACUUGCACCGAGAUGAAUUCUGCGGAUAAUCCGUCUAGCAAUUUCAACGUGACGUGGGAAUUCGACGUUGACACGGGCUUUCAGUACUUUCUCCGGUUUCAUUUCUGCGAUAUUGUGAGCAAAGCUCUAAACCAGCUCUACUUCAAUCUUUAUGUCGACUCAAUGAUGGGUGUCGAGAAUCUUGAUCUGAGCUCUUAUUUAUCCAACACUUUGGCUGGUGCAUACGUGAUGGAUUAUGUCACGGGAUCAGCAAAAAGCACUAAUAGAAUCCGUGUGAGCAUUGGUCCAUCGACUGUUCACUCGGAUUACCCUACUGCGAUUCUAAACGGAUUAGAGAUCAUGAAGAUGAAUAACUCCAAGGGUCAGCUUAGUACCGGGACGUUUUUGCCAGCUGGUGUUUCGAGUUCAACGACAAAGAAGAAUGUUGGUAUGAUCGUUGGUGCAACGGUUGGUUCUUUGCUUGCUUUAGUUGUUUUUGGAGGUUUCUUUUUGCUGUUCAAGAAACGAGGACGAGGCCAAGAUGGUGACUCAAAGACUUGGAUUCCUUUGUGUACCAGUGGAACAGCUUCAGACUCAAAUGGAACUACAAUAACUAGCAUAGCUUCCAAUUCCAGCUACCGAAUCCCUUUGGUAGCGGUUAAAGAGGCCACGAAUAGCUUUGAUCAGAGCCGCGAGAUCGGAGUCGGCGGUUUUGGUAAAGUGUACAGAGGAGAGCUUCAAGAUGGCACUAAAGUCGCUGUUAAAAGAGGGAACCCCAAGUCUCAGCAAGGACUUGCAGAGUUCAGGACAGAAAUCGAGAUGCUGUCUCAGUUUCGUCAUCGACAUUUGGUUUCUCUGAUCGGUUACUGCGACGAGAACAACGAGAUGAUUCUGAUUUACGAAUACAUGGAGAAGGGAACGUUGAGGAGUCAUCUCUACGGCUCUGGUCUUCCUAGCUUGAGUUGGAAAGAACGGCUUGAGAUAUGUAUUGGAGCAGCUAGAGGAUUGCAUUAUCUCCACACAGGUGACUCGAAACCCGUGAUUCACAGAGACGUGAAAUCCGCUAACAUAUUGCUGGACGCGAGUCUCAUGGCUAAAGUUGCAGACUUUGGGCUGUCUAAGACCGGACCAGAGAUCGAUCAGACUCAUGUGAGUACUGCUGUCAAAGGAAGCUUUGGCUAUCUCGAUCCUGAAUACUUCAGAAGGCAACAGCUCACAGAGAAAUCAGACGUUUACUCAUUCGGAGUCGUGAUGUUCGAGGUUCUCUGCGCGAGACCCGUUAUAGACCCGACGCUUCCUAGAGAGAUGGUGAAUCUAGCGGAGUGGUCGAUGAAAUGGCAGAAGAAAGGACAGCUGGAACAUGUCAUCGAUGAGUCGUUGCGGGGUAAAAUCAGACCUGAUUCGCUCAGGAAGUUUGGUGAAACAGGGGAGAAAUGUUUAGCUGAUUAUGGAGUGGAUAGGCCAUCGAUGGGAGAUGUGUUGUGGAAUCUUGAGUAUGCUUUGCAGCUGCAAGAAACAGUCGUUGAUGGUGAUACAGAAGAAGAUAACAGCACGAACAUGAUCGGUGAGUUACCUUUACGGUUCAGUGAUUACAACAACCAGGGAGACACGAGCGUUAACGUUGGUGUAGACAGAGAGGGACGGUUUGAAGAUGAAGAGUCGAGUGUUGAUGAUCUUUCAGGUGUUUCCAUGAGUAAAGUUUUCUCGCAGCUGGUGAAAUCGGAAGGACGGUAAGAGAUGAUUAAUUUCCAGAAAAACGAAAAGAUUACUAAUUAGAAGCUGAUUAACGAUUAGCUGGUGAAGCUUUUCUUCUGUACAUGAUUAACGAUUAGACUGGGAUUUUCAUUAAGUAAACAAUCAAAGAAAGUCCAGAUUUAUGAACUCGAAUAGCUUCAUAGGGUUUGAGACUAGAUUCUGAAGUUGUCACAAA
Molecule: messenger RNA, 3029 nt
Organism: Eutrema salsugineum
Lineage: Eukaryota; Viridiplantae; Streptophyta; Magnoliopsida; Brassicales; Brassicaceae
Product: probable receptor-like protein kinase At5g59700
Exons: 2
Coding region: 332-2833 (833 amino acids)
Biological process (GO): protein autophosphorylation
Cellular component (GO): plasma membrane; plasmodesma
Molecular function (GO): ATP binding; transmembrane receptor protein tyrosine kinase activity
Source: RefSeq, a predicted model, not a curated record